AUGUCGCAGUCUCCUACCACCGACGCCAAACACCAAGCCGACCACGAAUUGCGCUUCUACACCUCGCAACCCACCUUGGACGUUCCUACCGUUGGCGACGACGGACGCCCACAGCCCGUAAAGUACAUGUCAACGCCCGCCUACCAAAGCCCACUACGACAUCACCGGCGAGCUGCCUCGUCGACUAGACGCGUCAAGGAAACCUUCAAUGCCCGGUCCGAAUACAGCAACAGUGAAGAUGAUGGUAGCGCACAACACCGCAUCAACCAGUACUGGGUGAAACAGGAGAUUGGCCGUGGCUCGUUUGGUGCUGUCCACCUUGCUGAAGACCAAUAUGGGCAGGAAUAUGCUGUCAAGGAGUUCUCCAAGUCCCGGCUGCGGAAGCGGGCACAAUCCAAUCUUCUACGUCGACCGGCCGCCGCCAGACGCAUACGUGCCCUGCCUGCGGGCAUCGGCUUCAACUCGCCCCUGCAUCGACAUUCGACCACCGAGGAGAACAACGCGUUUGAGCUCAUCAAGGAAGAAAUCGCAAUCAUGAAGAAGCUGAACCACCCCAACCUCGUCACAUUGAUCGAAGUGCUCGACGACCCCGAAGAAGACUCGCUAUACAUGGUCAUGGAAAUGUGCAAAAAGGGCGUCGUCAUGCAGGUUGGGCUGGAAGAACGUGCCGAUCCGUACAGCGAAGAACAGUGUCGGUGCUGGUUCCGCGACAUGAUAUUAGGCCUCGAAUAUCUUCAUGCCCAGGGGAUUAUCCACCGAGAUAUCAAGCCCGAUAAUUGCCUGGUCACCGGGGAUGAUGUACUCAAGAUUGUUGACUUUGGCGUAUCGGAAAUGUUCGACAAGGAAGGUGAGAUGAAGACGGCCAAGUCCGCUGGAUCUCCCGCAUUCAUGCCACCUGAAUUGUGUGUCGCCAAACAUGGACAUGUAUCUGGAAGGGCGGCCGAUAUCUGGUCAAUGGGCUGCACCCUGUACUGCCUGCGAUUUGGCAGGAUACCGUUCGAGCGCACUGGCAUGAUUGAGCUGUACGAAUCCAUCCGGUCGGACCCUCUCGAGUUUGACUCGGACUGCAAUGAGGAACUCAAGGAUCUAUUGCAAAAGCUUAUGGAGAAAGAUCCAAAGAAACGCAUCACUAUGGAAGAGAUUAGAGAACACCCGUGGGUCACGCGACAAGGGACAGAUCCUCUGCUCCCAAAGUCAGAGAAUGUUUCUUCCAUCAUUGAGCCGCCUACGGAUGAAGAGGUCAAUGCUGCCAUUACCGGGAAUAUGGGCCAUCUGGUGACAGUGGUUCGUGCUGUCAAACGUUUCAAGCAAUUGCUAUUCAGGAGACGACCAGAGCGUAUCGAGAGUAUACUAGGUAGUGCGUCUCGCAUAGUACAGCCUCCACUGUCUAUGCGGCCGUCAAUGAUGCGCAAGUCAAAAUCACAAGAUACGCACGAUCGCCGUCCCGUGGAAAGUGCACUCAGCACCGAGGGCGUUCAUCAUGAGGUUAAAGUCGACGACAAGGGUCGCAAAUUACUGCAUCAUAUGAAUGAUAAGACGUUUUCAAAGUCCAAUUCUCGACAAGGACCCUCAUUCACUCGACCGUCGGCCAAAAACCCUACAGCCAGCAGUCCGUCGAUACAAAUACCAACAACCCCCAAGGAGGGCAAGGUUGUACAUGAAAACAUGUCUAUUCGACCAGCAAUAACUCAACCGAGCAUGUCAGGUACAGCUCCCUCAUCGACCCCUACCACGCCCAUUGGCAAGGGCCAAGCGCACGAUCCCUUAGAAGACACCCUCUUCCUUAAUAUUGGCACUGGCGAAGACUGCGUCCCCGAGUCAGAAGAAACCUUUAUCGUUUCUGAAUCUCCUUCCAAUGUCGACAUGAAUGUGUACGAGACGGCCUAUGAAGAGGAGGUUCAACGCAUCAUCGCUCAACGCAAAGACCAAUUCGCGAAUCGUCGGCCCACACUCUACCUUACUCGCCGCGUCGAGGACGUCAAGUCUAUCCGAGAUAGUGACUGCGUCUUCGAUGAAGGCCAGGACAUUCGGACCAACUUGAAAGGCAGCUUUAAAAGCUUUGUCGCCCGGACCAAGGAGGAUAUCGAGGCAAGAGGGGAAAUGCAGAAGCUUCAAGAAGGCAAGGAGGGCAAGCUUAGUAGAACCAUGCGGAAUGUCAGGGAAGCAAAGCGGCUUGUAGAGGAGGCGCGUGAGCGAGUCAAAACUGAAGAGCGGGAGCGUGACCGGGAAAGGAGCAGGAGUGCGACGCCUGUCCUGAGGCACAACAGCUCGGGCAGUGGACUGAGUAGGAGCGGGACGCCUGACGAAUUGGGAAAGCCUGAUAGUCCAAGGCUGUCUCUACCUGAGGCACUUGUGUUGUACACAAAGGACACUAGACUGUUUUGGAGCGAGGCGAUAGGGCUCAUCCUCGGAACUGGUGGCAUAGAGCAUACUGCGGACUGCGUCAUGGAUCUUGUUGUACACAAAUGUGAGGCCAUUAUUUAG
Messenger RNA from Plenodomus lingam JN3, 2484 nucleotides. RefSeq lists its product as uncharacterized. Gene Ontology annotation, cellular component: cytoplasm. NCBI's taxonomy places the organism in Eukaryota, Fungi, Ascomycota, Dothideomycetes, Pleosporales, Leptosphaeriaceae. Gene Ontology annotation, molecular function: ATP binding; protein serine/threonine kinase activity. Gene Ontology annotation, biological process: protein phosphorylation; intracellular signal transduction. The record is from RefSeq and is a predicted model, not a curated record.